AUGACCUCGGCGAAGGUGCUUUUCCCUCCCAAGAUCCACCACAGCGUGCUCGGCCCCGGCUUCCCCAAAGAUGAGCCGGCUCAGGGGAAGGCGAGCUUGGAGUCGCGCUACCACCUGGGAGCCUUGAUCGGCAGCGGCGGCUUCGGCACGGUGUACGCGGGGACGCGGCUCAGCGAUUCCCUCCCGGUGGCCAUUAAGUACGUUGCCAAGGAACGAAUCUUGCAGUUUCACCAUAUGAAUGGCACCCUGGUCCCGCUUGAAGUCCUGCUCCUGAAGAAGGUGUCGUCCACCGGUUGCCGAGGCAUUAUCCGCCUCCUGGACUGGUUUGAGGAACCUGACUCGUACUUCAUUGUCAUGGAGCGUCCCCUCGUGUAUCAGGACCUCUUUGAUGUCAUCACAGACCGGGGCCCGCUCCCCGAAACCUUGGCUGCCAGUUAUUUCAAGCAGGUGGUGGACGCGGUGCACCAUUGCCACGUAUGUGGCGUAUUGCACCGGGACAUCAAGGAUGAGAACAUCUUGGUAGACCUCCUGCACGGUGAACUGAAGCUCAUAGACUUUGGCUCUGGCGUCUUGCUUCGGGAUUCUCCGUAUACAGACUUUGAUGGUACCCGUGUGUACAGCCCUCCUGAAUGGAUAAAAUACCACCGGUACCAUGGCCUGCCCGCCACUGUGUGGUCGCUGGGCGUACUUCUCUAUGACAUGGUGUGUGGGGACAUCCCUUUUGAACGAGACGAAGAGAUCCUUCUUGGGAAACUCCACUAUCAUUGCAGGGUGUCUGCAGAAUGCCGUCACUUGAUUGAAUGGUGCCUCUCGCUGGUCCCAGAGAAGCGGCCAUCCCUGGAACAGAUCCUGGCGCACCCCUGGCUCCUCAACGCCCUGGAGCACAGCGGGCGCAAAGCGCAGCAGCAGCAGUCCACAGUCCCGAAAGCAGGCACCAGCCUGUGA
This is a messenger RNA of Euleptes europaea (tarantolino), 945 nucleotides long. RefSeq names its product serine/threonine-protein kinase pim-3-like. The transcript has 6 exons. Gene Ontology annotation, cellular component: cytoplasm. Gene Ontology annotation, biological process: regulation of mitotic cell cycle; protein autophosphorylation; negative regulation of apoptotic process. Gene Ontology annotation, molecular function: protein serine/threonine kinase activity; ATP binding. The coding region runs from base 1 to 945 and encodes 314 amino acids. The record is from RefSeq and is a predicted model, not a curated record. Lineage: Eukaryota; Metazoa; Chordata; Lepidosauria; Squamata; Sphaerodactylidae.